Cloeon dipterum is the source of this 6004-nucleotide messenger RNA. It is a transcript of the gene eIF4G1, whose product is annotated as eukaryotic translation initiation factor 4G1. Bases 214 to 5100 code for a protein of 1628 amino acids. Gene Ontology annotation, cellular component: eukaryotic translation initiation factor 4F complex. Gene Ontology annotation, molecular function: mRNA binding; translation initiation factor activity; protein binding. The record is from RefSeq and is a predicted model, not a curated record. Lineage: Eukaryota; Metazoa; Arthropoda; Insecta; Ephemeroptera; Baetidae. The transcript has 25 exons.
CGCUUCUCGUUUUGCAGCACUGUGUCUUGCCUACCAUCGAGAUACGAGUGAUGGUAGCCACAGUUUGACUUUCAGACCGUUCGCCGAAUCGACAUUUAUCUCGUUCAUCGGCAGCCUUAAGGGCGAGAAGAGCGUGCGUAUCGGAGGACAGAUGAUGACCGGACCCAAAGACGAGCAAUUUGUUCGAUGAAUCUGUAAAAAGCGCCGCCAACCAUGAGUCUACCGAAGGGCAAACAUCAAACGGGCACAGGACAACAGCCUCAGCAGCGGCAGCAAUACCCUGCUCCACCGGCCGCUUAUGGCGGUCCUCCGCCGACCAAUUUCCCUUACAUCCUUCAGGGGCGGUCACCGCACGAAGCAUCCCGAGUCGGAGCCGAGCAGAGCUACGGCGGCCAGGGCGGCCACUUGUACGGCGCGGCCGCGCAGAACGCCGGCCAGCAAGGCAUGCGGGCCGCUCAAAUGCAGCAACCGCCGAACCCGUCGUCCACUCCGCCUGGACAGCAGCAACCGCAGCAGAUGACCCAGGCUGACCUUGGCAAGCCGACUCACGCGAUGCAGCAGCAGCAGUCCUUACAGGCCACUUGUUACCGAACUGUCCAAGUCUCACGAAGAGAUAUGUACAAUCCUGAUUCUUGGAUUUCAGGCAACACUCACGGAUACCAAUAUCUGCAGCAGCAGCAGCCGAGAGGCGGCCCUCAGCAGUUUUUGACCCGGAAUCAAAUUAACCCCAGGAUGCAGCAAAACCAAAGGCCGGCUCCUAACACAAUGUCACAAACUCCGCUUGGAUACUCGCAGCUGCCGCAGCAAUACAUGAUCAAUUCUGGGAUGGCUGCGAAUCAUCAAAUUUUCCACGUUCCGUAUGCGCCUCAACAGCCAAACCGGAACUUCUUUCCACCGAACGUUCUCCCGUACUAUGUUUUUUCCAAUCAGCAAGCACAGGCCGUAUUCCAUGCACAACCAGGAAUGCAACCAACGAACGUGAUCUACAACACGAUGAGCCCGUCGAUGAUGGUUCGUGGCAGUCUUAACCAGCCCCAGAGCGCGCAGCACGUGAUGCCCGCCCCAGCCCCCGCACCCACGCCGCCUCACCACCAGCAGCAGGUGGUGGCGCCGCAAAUGCAGAGCGCCGGCAUGCCACCGCCGCCACCCCAGCAGCAGCCAAUCCAGCCAAAUCCACCAUCGGCGCGCAGGAAGAACGCCAUCAAAAUCAUCGACCCUGAUUCUGGAAAGGACGUCCUAGAGGAGAUGCAGCAUGAAAAGAACAGCAAUGCCCCAACGCCGCCCCGCUCUGGAGACUCGAGUGCGAGACAGACUCCUCAGCCGAGUCAGGUUGACAACAAUGUGGCGGCUGAAUUUGCUGCCAAGGUGGCUAUUGCUGCCAAUGACUCAGGACGGCCCGAAGAACCGGCACCGGCUCCUGUUAUCGUAGAGGCCCCACGGCCGACGAGCGCAGGGCCGACGAACGGACCGGUGGAAGAGCCGAAACCGAAAGCUAUGGUGUGGGUGGCCCCCGAGCCGGCCAAGGAGACACCGCACGUUGAGACUGUCGCGCUGGAAGCGCCUAAGGAAGAGCUUCCGGCGCCUUCAAAACCUCAAAGACUGCCAAAGCAGCAGCAGCCGUCGCCGCCCGCGCCCGUGCAGCCGCAGGAGGUGCCUGCCGCCCUUCCUGAAGAGCAGCACGCUCCUGAGCAGCUUGACGGUCGGAACCAGUGGCGCCAGUCAAGCCGGAAGCCUCCACAGAAGGAGGCGGCCAGCAAGGAGGCCACCCCCGCCCCCGCCCCCGUGCCCGAGCCCGAGCCCGUGCCCGUACCCGAGCCCACCCCUGUUGAAGUGUCUGAGCCCAAGGUGGCCACGCCGCCAGAGCAGCCCGAGGUUGUGGCUGAACCCAAGGCGCCGAGCCCGCCACCCCCUCAGCAGGCCGCCAAGGAGGCGUCGCCGCCCCACGUGUCGCCGCCCAGCAACGCAAAGACUGCAUCACCGGCCCCUGCUGCUGCGCCUGUUGAGCCAUCUCCUCCGCCUAAGGAGGAGCCCAAAAUGGUCACCGUGGAGGAUAAACUGGUGGCAGCCAAAAACGAGGAGAACGCGAGAGUCGUCUCAGACUCAGUCGCAGCCCCUGCCUCAGACAAUGGCUCAAACACUCCUACUGUGAUCGAGCAGCAGCUUCCAGAGCUGACUUCCAAGUUGGUCUAUUCUGAUGACCAAUGGAGUCCAUCUAAUACGUCGGGAAAAAAGAAGUACGCCAGAGACUUCUUAAUGCAAUUGCAAUAUAACUCGCAAUCUCUGAAGAGGCCGGAAGACCUCCCUAAGCUAGAAGUUGUGAUAGACAAGAGUCGACCAGUGAACACGAGACCCGUGGGUAAUCUUAACAGAACUGAUGCUGGUAAUCUUUUGAUGCCAACUUUCAUGAAUCCAGCUUCGCGUGGGUCUCUAUUGCGCAAGAGCAGCCAGCAGGGCAAACCAAAACCGACAAAGGUCAUUCUCAACCUCUCGCUCAACGAAGACGUCAAGCUGAACGAGACGGAGAACGCGUGGAAGCCCAACGUCCUCAGCCAAACGUCCAAGUCUGACGACGUCAACCUCGAGAACGAGGACCUCUUCAAGCGCUUCCGCGCCGUGCUUAAUAAGCUCACGCCGCAGAAGUUUGAAAUCCUUGUCGAGCAGGUUAAGAAGAUGGAUAUCGACACUAAGGAGAAGUUGAAAGGGGUCAUCGACCUUGUAUUUGAUAAGUCUGUCGACGAGCCUGGCUUUUGCGAAAUGUACGCCAAGUUGUGCUACGUGCUGUCGCGGCUGAACGUGGUCGUGAGCAAGACCAACGACGGCAAGGGCAAGACAGAAGAGGCCUUCAACUUCAAGAAGGAGCUCCUGCACCGGUGUCAGGAGGAGUUCCAGAAGGAGAAGCAAAGCAAGUCGAGACUCAAUGAGCAGAGCCAGAUAUUGCUCAAGGAGAUUGACGAGGCUACUGGCGAUAAGAAGAGGGAACUCAUAGCUCAGCUGGAAGAAGAUGAGAGGCGCAUGCGGAAGAAGUAUGUCGGCGUCAAUAGGUUUAUUGGCGAACUGUACAAAAUGCAAAUGUUGAACGGCAACAUAAUGAUGCAGUGCAUCUGCAAGUUGCUGGAGAGCAGCAAUGAGGAAUCGCUCGAGUGCCUUUGCAAACUAUUGACCACGAUAGGCCAGGACCUAGAGACGCGACAAGAAAAAGAUAAAAAAGUUUGCGAUCUGGAACCGCAAAUCAAGAUUAUGAGGCAGAUCGCAGGCAACAGGAAGAACGGCGUGUCUUCCCGCAUCCGUUUCAUGAUUCAGGACGUUAUUGAGCUGCGCGAGGCUAACUGGAAGUCUCGCCGAGGCGACCAGGCGCCCAAGACGAUGGACGCUAUCGCCAAGGAGGCCGAGCAGGAGCACAUGGCCAUCAACCUUAAUCAACAGACACCAAUGCGUGGCUCCAAAGACGACCGGGACAGGCCUGGAAAGCGUGGUCGCGGAGGCAUGUCUGACGACGGUUGGAUGACAAGCGGAGGUGGCAACCGGUUGCCAUCGAGCAUGCCCAGAUCAGCACCGAUCGACUCUAAUAAACUGAAGCAAAUCAAGCCGCAGGAGGAGCAUAGCUUGGGCUCGCUUGGCUCUCGUGACCAGUUCACCAACUGGAGCAAGGGUAGCAGCAGCUCCAACUCCAAGGGCAAGGUGGAUCCUGUCGUUCCUCAGACUAACAACAAAUACAACCUGCUCUCUCAGGACAUGGACAAACAGCCUCUGAUGACCAUGAGUGGUUCUCAGGGACAAAACUCACGGCCCAGGCGAUCUCGGGAUAACCUGAUCGGCAAAAAUAGUUCCUCAGGUAAUUCAGUUGGGCUAGCCACAAAUGCCGCCGCAACUGACCUUUUGCUGCGUCCAGAAGGUUCCUCGGUGAACCGUCAUAGUCGCUCCAAUUCGCGGGAGGGCUCGCAGCAGCGCCAGGUUGAGGCGCUGGUGGCGCCGCAAGCCAAGGCCAAGCCUGUGGCCAAGGAGGAGGUGCCCAUUCUUGGCGCUGACGAGUUGGAAAAGAAGGCCUCAUUGCUACUCGACGAGUAUCUCAACAGCGAUAACCGAAGCGAAUUGGUUCGGACGAUGCGGUCCGAAAUGAACAGCAGUCAGUACCAAGAGGCGUUGUACUGCUGGAUCAACAGAAGUUUGGACUGGACUGGCACGAAACGCGCCAAGCUGUCGGAAGCGAUGAAGCUGUUGUUUAGCGAAGAGCUGUUCACCACGACGGUGCUGAGCGACAACUUCAAAGAAUUCCUUAAUGUCGCCUCGGAUGCCAUCAUCGACAUCCCCAAAAUUUUCACUUAUUUGGCGGAAAUCUAUGCUCCUCUUAUCGCGAGCGGAGUGGUCACUUUUGCUACUCUCGAAGAAUCGUUUAUGUCUAGUGAUAAGGAUAGUUCCGUUCGAAUGCUGCUAGCGUGCUUCCGCCAUUUAGAAUUGUGCAAGGGUCCCGCUUGGAUACGAACGAACUGGCAGAAAUGCAACAUGCAAUUGCGCAAAUUCUCCUCAGAGGUGGACAAAUUCCUCGCUGACAAUCAUUUGACUUAUUUAUCUGAGAGCAGUAGGGAUUUCCAAGUGGCGACAACCCCUAGAAUGUCGGCCCAGGAGAUGCACGACCGUGUCGUCACUCUCAUUCAGGCAGACAGUCUGGUUUUUGAAGAUGUAUCACUCUACAUCGACGUUAACGUCGGAAAUGAAAUUAAGACUCCUAAGUAUAUCCGUGCCUUGACUACGACGGUUUGUGAAGUUUCAACCUCAAAUGAGCAGCAUAGGCUGAGUGAGGACAUGUUCAACAGAUACAGCCGACUGAUCUGCAAGUACGUGGAUCAGGUUCCGGACCUUGAAAUGCACGCACUCUACGCCAUCCAGGCGUUUGUUACAAGACUGCAGCACCCGCCAACCCUGCUCCGGACGAUCCUGACGCUUCUGCUGGAGGAGAUGAUCUUGUCCAAGGACGCAAUCCGCGCGUGGAUCAACAGUGAUGACGCGGCCGAGCAGGAGGGGCGCGGCGUGGCCCUCAAGUCGAUCCACCAGUUCAUCACGUGGCUCGAGGAGCCCGAGGAGUCUGGCGAGGAAGGCUCCUGAGCCCCCUUGCACGAGUUAGUCAGCAUCGUGGGGCGCUCCCUCUUACCUCAUCCCGUUCCACACCUUUUAACUUGACAAAUUUUGUACUUUAUUAUAUAUACAAUAUUUAUAUCAUAUACACACACGCUGUCUAUUUUCUUCAUGUUCUGAAUUUUAAACACGCGAAAUUGUUUUUUCUCUCUUCUCUGUUGGAGUCUCGCGAUGUUUCCGAUUUGCGAGUUUUGGUUGUCAGCCUUCCCACCCUCUGUCCCGUCCCCUCGCCCCGUUUAGACCCCCUGCGUAGUGUAUUUCGUGCGGAGUCGCGAGUGCGGCAGGCUCGAGGAUUCAAGAAAGUGUCUAUUUAAUAUUACCACUGUGAUAUUUUCCACUUGUCGGAUUUUCUCGGCCCCCCCAGUGUCGGAUCGGUGAAUCAUAGCGCAGGGACUGGACUUGGACGAAUCAUAUUGUUUUUCUCUAUCGUUUGUACGAUGCCUCCCGAUCGAAAAGGACUUCUCGAAAGUGUGCAUAUAUAUAUGGAGGAGCCGAUUUUGCAACGUGACUCAACUAAGCGGCAGCGACACGGAAUUUCGUCUCCGCAAAUGAUUGAAACUUUCCCUCACAAAGCGACGCAAAUGUAGCUAAGGGCCAGCAAGACACUCCCUUCCUCCCCCCCCAACGAAAACUCCCGCGAUUGAAAGGAUUUGUUAAAACUUUAUGUCACUUAGUCUGUAUGAUUAAACAAUUAUGUUCUUUAACAAACUGGAGGAGUUAUCAUUAUGGAACGAAUGACUACAAGGACAAACUAUGCAAGCGGCGCGUCAAGCAACUACGGAUUUGCUAUCAAAGAAACGUUGAACGUUAAGAAAAAUUAUGCAUCCGCUCAAAAAAUAAACAAAAAAUCAUGAAAAAAAAUAUACUACAAAAA